AUGAAGGAGGAUGGCUCCUCGCUGUCCUCCCUCAAGCGCCUGGAGCGCUCGCAGCGCACGGAGCGGCUGGACACACUGUUUGGCUUCGAGCGGCCCACGGAGCCUGGCGAGCGCACGGGCUGGCUCAUCAACAUGCACCCGGUGGCCCUGCCCUAUAAGCCGUAUUUCUACAUGGCUACCCAGAAGGGCUGUGAACGAGAAGUGUCAUCAUUCCUCUCCAAGAAGUUUCAAGGGAACAUUUCAAAGCUGGAAACUGUCCCCAAAGAAGAUUUGGAUCUGCCAAAUCACUUGGUGGAUCUUAAGCAGAACUACAUUAAGUUAUCCUUCCACGUGGUGGAGGACUUGGUGAAGAUGCGGAAGGAGAUCUCUCCUGCUGUGAGGAAAAACAGUGAGCGAGACCAGGCGAGCGAUGUCUAUACAUCUAUGCUGUCAAGGAAAGAGGUCUCCUUAGGAUGGUGA
This is a messenger RNA of Rhea pennata, 459 nucleotides long. RefSeq names its product DNA polymerase epsilon catalytic subunit A-like. Lineage: Eukaryota; Metazoa; Chordata; Aves; Rheiformes; Rheidae. Gene Ontology annotation, molecular function: DNA binding; DNA-directed DNA polymerase activity; single-stranded DNA 3'-5' DNA exonuclease activity. The record is from RefSeq and is a predicted model, not a curated record. Gene Ontology annotation, cellular component: epsilon DNA polymerase complex. Gene Ontology annotation, biological process: mitotic cell cycle; leading strand elongation; DNA replication. The transcript is spliced from 6 exons. Bases 1 to 459 code for a protein of 152 amino acids.